Messenger RNA from Gongylonema pulchrum, 318 nucleotides. The record is from the annotation of a GenBank genome assembly. Lineage: Eukaryota; Metazoa; Nematoda; Chromadorea; Rhabditida; Gongylonematidae.
AUGUCCAUACUACAUUUUUUGGCACGAAAUAUUCUUUCCAGCUUCAUCCUCUCUUCCUUAUUCUCACAAAAUGCAUCAGCAGCAGUGGCACAGAAUGGUAUCUGUGAUACGAGUCGAGAUAUUUUUUUGCGUAUUGAACCAAGUGGAAAUCCUCAGGUUUAUUUGCACUGCAUAUCCGUCGGUUUUGGAACGUUGGGUGUUUGGCAAUUGGAAUCUUGUCCAGCUGGUCAAAUAUUUUUCUACAGUGAACAACGGUGUAUCAGUGUGGAGCAACGAAUUGCCCAGGAAAUGCACGAAUUACCCGUGAACAGCUUUAUU